CAGUAAUCGCAUGCGUCUACUCUGCAUCGAGAUAGUCUUGCGAAGCAGAGUAUGCUCAAAAGCUGGGCCCCUCCUGCCUGAAUUUCUGUCGUGCCAUCAACUCUACGUCGCCCAAAAUGUCGUUACCCGUGUCGCUCUUGUUCUCUGUACUGUUUUUGGCCGUGGCUAUUUUCGCCUGGUCCGCUAUAUACCGACUGUACUUCCACCCUCUGGCUUCUGUGCCUGGUGACAAGCUUGCGGGCCUGACGAGAUGGUACGAAUUCUUCUGGGACGGCCUCAUGGGUGGUCAAUACAUGUUUAAAAUCCGCGACAUGCACGAGAGAUACGGCCCGAUUGUGCGAAUCAACCCUGGCGAAGUCCAUAUCAACGAUCAUCUGUACUGGGAAGUUCUCUUCUCGAACACUCUCAAACUCGACAAAGACCCGACUUACUAUGGUCUCGAUGCCGGAAACUGCACCGCGUUUUCGACGGUGGCGCACGAUGUCCACCGCCGCCGCCGCGGAGCCUUUUCCAAGUUCUUCAGCGCUGGAAAUGUAGCAAAGCUGGAGCCGCAAGUGCAACAAAAGCUGAACCAGCUCCUGGGCCGUAUUGAAGAGCUCGGCAAAGCUGGUCAGGUUGUCGACCUGUCCAAUGCAUUCCGCAGCUUGUCAAUGGACGUCAUAUCCAUCUUUACCGAACCGCAGCCUAGGGACAACCUCUCUGCUCCAGACUUUUCAAAGCCGUUGCAUGAUUGCUUAAGAGUUCUAUCAGGCACCUUUAUUUGGCAGAGGAUGGUGCCUGCCCUUCAAACUCUAGACGCAAUCCCUCGUUUUGUUUGGACGUUUAUCAACCCGAGUGUCAACGUUCUAUAUGACAAACGCGAUAGUCUCAAGACGCAGGCCCGAGCGGUAAUAGCCUCAGGCGGAAAGCCUGAAACGGACAGGCCGCCCACAGUGUUCGAAGCUAUCUACAACUCGAGCUUGCUGGGUGUCGAGGACAAGACUCCAGAAAGGUUAGCGUGGGAGGCUGAGACUAUCCUCGGAGCCGGUACUGAAACAACGGGGAUGACCCUUUGCACUCUGGUCUAUCAUCUACAGACCAAUCCUAAAAUUCUCGAGCGGCUCAAGGAAGAAUUGAUGUCAUGCUCCAGCUUGCCAAGAGAGGCGAUGGUAGACUUCCGGACCCUGAACGGGCUACCGUACCUCCAAGCCGUCAUCUGGGAAAGUCUGCGAGUCGGUUGCCCCGUUUCGGGCCGCCUUGUCCGCACCAAUUCAAGGCAUCCAAUGACUUAUACGACGCCCGGACCAGACGCCAAGACAUAUGUAUUUCCGCCCGGCACCGUGUUGUCGAUGACCAUGCGUGAUCUGCACGAGAACAGGUCCGUCUUUCCCAAACCGAAGGAUUUCCAGCCCGAGCGCUGGCUCGACAGCUCCGACCCCACGAGCACCAGCACUGCCGAACAGCGCAAGUUGAUGGACCGGUAUUUCGUGCCGUUCAGCAAGGGGACGCGCAGCUGCGUGGGGAUGGAGCUGGCGAAGCAGGAGUUGACGCUGACGGUGGGCAAUCUGUUCCGACGGUUCGACCUGGAGCUGUUCGAGACGACGCGGAGGGACAUCGAGGCGGCGCGCGACUAUUUCUCGCCGUUCGGGCCCAGCGAUAGCGAGGGCGUGCGGGUGAAGGUGAAGCUUUGAGAUGCUCGUCUCGGGGGCUGGAGGGGCCGGCAAAAGCCGGGGUUGGCCCGGCCGGGUCAAUGCCGGGCACAUGCCUCAUUUAUUUUUACCGAGCCAAGAGCCUUUCCCUGGGCGUCAUGCCACAAAAACUUUUAGCAAGGCCCACCCUUGCCCCUUUGUUAGCAUCCUGCACCAAUUGAAUGCCUGCGCUCCCGAUCCUG
Messenger RNA from Aplosporella prunicola CBS 121167, 1870 nucleotides. RefSeq lists its product as uncharacterized. The coding region runs from base 117 to 1670 and encodes 517 amino acids. NCBI's taxonomy places the organism in Eukaryota, Fungi, Ascomycota, Dothideomycetes, Botryosphaeriales, Aplosporellaceae. The record is from RefSeq and is a predicted model, not a curated record. Gene Ontology annotation, molecular function: oxidoreductase activity, acting on paired donors, with incorporation or reduction of molecular oxygen; iron ion binding; monooxygenase activity. The transcript has 6 exons.